Messenger RNA from Knipowitschia caucasica, 1761 nucleotides. Lineage: Eukaryota; Metazoa; Chordata; Actinopteri; Gobiiformes; Gobiidae. The record is from the annotation of a GenBank genome assembly.
AUGAAUACUCCAGCAGGAACAACAAGUGACAAUAGUGAGACGUGCCUUGGUUUCUAUCGAGAGAGCAGCGACGACAAUUUAACAAUGAGCACAUCCUGGAGUGACCGUCUGCAGGACUACGCUGACCUCCCUGCGAACAUGGAUGGAGUGGCUCUGAAGAAGUACACGCGGGAGACCCAUCAUAGAGUGUUCGUAAACAGAAGCUUGGCGAUGGAAAAGAUCAAAUGCUUUGGGUUUGACAUGGACUAUACUCUUGCAGUAUACAAGUCCCCUGAGUACGAGUCACUGGGGUUUGACUUGACGGUGGAGCGCCUUGUGUCCAUUGGAUAUCCGCAAGAAUUACUCAACUUCGUGUAUGACCCCGCCUUUCCCACCAGAGGAUUGGUUUUCGACACCUACUAUGGGAACCUGCUGAAAGUGGACGGUUACGGCAACAUCCUGGUCUGUGUGCAUGGCUUCAACUUCAUAAAGGGACCAGACAUCAGAGAGAUGUAUCCGAACAAGUUCAUACAGCGUGGAGACACCGACCGCUUCUACAUCCUCAACACACUGUUCAACCUCCCUGAGACCUACCUCUUUGCCUGUUUGGUCGACUUCUUUAGCAACUGCUCCAGAUAUUCCAGUUGUGAAACUGGCUUCAAAGAUGGAGACCUUUUCAUGUCAUUCAAGAGCAUGUUCCAGGACGUGCGAGACGCUGUGGACUGGGUGCAUUUCAAGGGUUCGUUAAAAGAGAAGACUGUUGAAAACCUGGAGAAGUAUGUUGUAAAAGAUCCGAAGCUGCCUCUGCUCCUGAGUCGCAUGAACGAAGUUUCAAAGGUUUUCCUGGCCACUAACAGCGAUUACAAAUAUACACAGAAAAUUAUGACGUACCUUUUUGACUUUCCUCACGGACCAAAGCCAGGGACCCCCCACAGGCAUUGGCAGUCGUACUUUGAUCUGAUCUUGGUGGACGCUCGCAAGCCUCUGUUCUUUGCAGAGGGGACCGUUUUGCGCCAAGUGGACACAGUUACAGGUCGUCUAAAGAUCGGAACAUACACUGGACCGCUCCAGCACGGCAUUGUGUACUCCGGAGGCUCCUCUGACAUUGCGUGUGACCUUCUUGGAGCCAAAGGAAAGGACAUAAUUUAUAUUGGAGAUCAUAUUUUUGGAGAUAUUCUCAAAUCUAAGAAGCGUCAGGGCUGGAGGACGUUCUUGGUGAUCCCAGAGCUGGCCCAGGAGCUUCAUGUGUGGACAGACAAAAGCGCUAUAUUUGAAGAGCUUCAGUUUCUGGAUUGCUUUCUUGCGGAUCUUUACAAAGAUUUGGACAGCAGCAGUAAUGAACGUCCAGACAUCAGUUCACUUCAGAGACGGAUCAAGAAAGUGACCCACGACAUGGACAUGUGUUACGGGAUGAUGGGCAGUCUGUUUCGCAGCGGAUCCAGACAGACCCUGUUUGCAUCUCAAGUCAUGCGUUACGCCGACCUAUAUGCGGCCUCCUUCAUUAACCUGCUGUACUACCCCUUCAGCUACAUGUUCAGAGCAGCACAUGUACUGAUGCCACACGAGUCCACUGUGGACCACACCCACGUUGACAUAUUGGACUCUGAGUCUCCCCUCGCCACAAGAAACCGGUAUGAGCUGGACCUGAGGGAGGAGUGUAAGCGGGCCCAGCUGACCCGCUCGGUCAGCGAGAUCCAGCCUCCGCACUUCUUCCCAACAGCUCCACAAGAGAUCACACACUGCCACGAUGAGGAUGAUGAUGAUGAGGAGGAAGAAGAGUAG